Molecule: messenger RNA, 243 nt
Organism: Rotaria sp. Silwood2
Lineage: Eukaryota; Metazoa; Rotifera; Eurotatoria; Philodinida; Philodinidae
Source: the annotation of a GenBank genome assembly
AUGUUAUACAAACAAAGUACAAUUGUAGGUAUUGAUGGUGAUUUAAUUCGAAUUUUAUCAAAACAUGAAGCAUUAAAAGAUGAAAUUCCAUUUAAAGUUAAUGAAUUAAGAAGAUACCUUUCUGUUGGAAAUUAUGUUAGAGUUCUGAAUGCAAGAUUUCAAGGAGAAACUGAAAUGAUUGUUGGAAUUGGUGGAAUAAAAGCAAUUGUAUUAAGUGAUGAAACUAAAGAUGAAGUUGGUUAA